This is a messenger RNA of Trypanosoma cruzi, 867 nucleotides long. RefSeq names its product mucin-associated surface protein (MASP), putative. The coding region runs from base 1 to 867 and encodes 288 amino acids. The transcript has a single exon. NCBI's taxonomy places the organism in Eukaryota, Euglenozoa, Kinetoplastea, Trypanosomatida, Trypanosomatidae. The record is from RefSeq and is a predicted model, not a curated record.
AUGAUGAUGUGCCGUCUGCUGUGCACCCUGCUGGUGCUCGCCCUGUGUUGCUGCCCGUCCGUGUGCGCGGCAGGCACUCAGGAGGCUGUUCAUGAACCUUCGAAGAACACGACGACGAACACGAAAUCACAGGCAACCAAAAUAACACAACCAAAAGCAGGAGAGCAGUCCUCCACUGAACAGGGCACAGAAGGUAGUCCAGACACAGAGGAGGUCACAACCGGAAAAGAGAACGUGCAGAAUACCGUGGAGACGGGAAUUCCUUCCAGGUCGUCGUCUGCCGCCAGCAAGCCGCCCGUACAACAACCAACGCCACUAUUAGCACCAUCACCGGCAGCACCAUCACCAGAACGAUCAGCACCAGCACCAUCAGAAGAAAAAUCAACAGCACCGAGUUUUUCAGCAGGAGAAGGAAGCCGUAGAGCACCAAACGUCGCACAGAACUCAAAGGAAGAAAAGAAUGAAAAAUUGCCGUCAGAAACCGAAACGGAGUCCAAAGCGGUGGAACAGCCUUCAGGGAAUGAUGUGGCAGAGCAAGACAGUCCAGCGCGAACAACAGCAUCACCCAUUCCCGCAAGUGGCGGUGCCGAUGACCAGAGAAAUGAGGACGCGGAUAAUAGCAAUGCUCGAGUGCUUAAAUCCGAAGGAACACAUGAGAACUCCGAAACUGGUUAUAUAAACCUUGCUUCUACAGCCGGUGAUGCAGCAACACAGACAGAAAAAGCACCCGCCGACGCCAAAACAAACGAUACGGCGACACGUGGCGACAGUGACGGCAGCACCGCGGUCUCCCACACCACCUCCCCUCUUUUGCUUCUUCUUCUUGUUGUUGCGUGUGCGGCUGCUGCUGCGGUGGUGGCCGCGUGA